AGCAGAAGAGAGACUGAACAGAAACAUAAGAAAGACUUCAGAACAUCAAGACAUCCGAAAGGCACUCAUCUACAACAUGUUCUGGAUAAUCUGCUGUUUUGUUUUGGUGGCCUCCGCUGUCGGCCAAAAUGACCCCAGAUUAAGGAUUUUGUCUGUCAGUAGUGUUGGGGGAGGAAAUGCAUUAUUCGCCUGGCCCUGGCAAGUAUCUCUCAAGACAUCCAAAGGCGUUCACUUAUGUGGGGGAACUCUGAUCAACAAGAACUGGAUUCUUACUGCUGCUCAUUGCCCUGUUCGAGCUGGAUAUCACCAUGCUGUUCUUGGAGAGUAUGACCGUGGCUCUGAAGACAAAGCCGUUCAGAUCCGGAAAAUUUCCAAGGUCAUCGUUCAUCCUCGCUUCAACAAAGAUACAUUUAACAAUGAUGUUGCACUGUUGAGAUUGUCCUCUCCAGUACAAAUAACAUCCCGUGUUGCUACGGUUCAACUAGCUACCUCCACCACCAGCAUCUCUUCUGGGACUCUUUGUGUCCUCGUUGGGUGGGGCAGAACCGCAACCAGUCUGAGUCCUCGUGUCCUGCAGGAAACCACUUUGCCCAUUGUGAGUACUGCUAACUGCAGGCGGUACUGGGGUCUGACCAGAUCAAUCACAGAUUCCAUGAUUUGUGCCGGUGGUUCUGGAUCUUCGGCUUGCCAGGGGGAUUCUGGUGGUCCUCUGCUAUGUGACAGCAAUGGUGUUUGGUAUCAGGUGGGCAUUGUUUCAUGGGGAGCAAUAGACUGCGGUGUUAAUGCUCCAGGAGUCUACUCUCGUGUGUCUUACCUCCGCCAAUGGAUUGACGAUACUGUCUCAUCCAACUAGAGCUCCUACAACCUGAGUUGAUACUGCAUUAAACUGGCUAACGCACUUUAUAACUUAUGUAUGAACUUGAGCAACUUACUUUGGGAAUAGUGUUUAUUUGAUUAUUUCUUUUCAGAAUUUUAUACACUUUUUUAGGAUAUAGGAUAUCUUGUUAGUAUAUUUAUUAUAGUAAAUUAUUUCCUCAAGUAGUUUAUGAAAUACAUAAUCUGUGUGAUUAAAUUAUUCAUGUUUAUCAUUUGACAAACUUAACAAAAGAAACAUAAAAUUGUCAUGU
Messenger RNA from Triplophysa dalaica, 1127 nucleotides. RefSeq names its product chymotrypsin-like protease CTRL-1. The record is from RefSeq and is a predicted model, not a curated record. NCBI's taxonomy places the organism in Eukaryota, Metazoa, Chordata, Actinopteri, Cypriniformes, Nemacheilidae. Gene Ontology annotation, molecular function: serine-type endopeptidase activity. Gene Ontology annotation, biological process: proteolysis. The transcript is spliced from 7 exons. The coding region runs from base 77 to 853 and encodes 258 amino acids.